Messenger RNA from Caenorhabditis angaria, 2005 nucleotides. The record is from the annotation of a GenBank genome assembly. Lineage: Eukaryota; Metazoa; Nematoda; Chromadorea; Rhabditida; Rhabditidae.
AUGCCUUUCAAAGCUGUCGAACAUCCAAAAUGCCCAAAAUGUGGAAAAUCCGUGUAUGCGGCUGAAGAAAUGAAUGCCGGCGGAUAUAAAUGGCAUAAAUUCUGCUUCAAGUGUAGUGAGUUGUUUUUCUACCGUAGUCUGUCUCUUCGCGACGGGACCCAGAGCUUCUCAAUUUUCAAAAUGAGGUGGAUCGAGGCUUUUUGCUUAGGCUGUUUUCAUGGGUUACUGUAGAUUUUUCUGCGGAAAGUCUUGGGCUUUUCAAAAAAUAUCUGAGAACCAUUUUUGUAAUUUUAGAAAAAAAAAUGUGAAUUAAAAAUUUUGAGGUGUAAAAUAAUAAGUCAAAUUUCUGAAUCUGAAAUUUGUUACAGCAAAGUUUUGAAAGCUGAAAAUUCAAGAAGAAAUCUGAAAUUUCAGUUUCAGAAAAGGUCUAAAUUUUCAAUUCAAAAAAUAUUGCUUUCCCAGAAAUUUUUUGAAACUUUCAAAAAAUAUGUGAGAAAUUUCCAGGGAAUCUCUUCUUUAAAAAAUUCAGUCAUUUACAAAAAUUUCUAGAUUUUCACUGCCCUAAAACUCUCUUGAAAUUUCUAAAAUUUUCGAAAAAUGUCUAGAUUUUCUAGGAAAUCUAGUGAAUCUUUCCAAAUUCCAAAAAUCCAGAAAAACUACAGUAACCCAAUUGUUGUCCUCCGUUUUUUUCCUGUCCUCUGUCCAUAUUUUGUCCAUUUUGUCCAUCGCUUUCAAAAUUCUAGGUAUGUGUAAUAAAUUAUUGGAUUCAAUGUCUUGCUGUGAACAUCAGGCUCAAUUAUUUUGUCGGCAAUGUCAUUGUAGAAGAUAUGGACCAAAGGUUCGCGAAUUGUUUAAUUAAUUUUGAGUUAAUUAAUUAUCUAAUUAGGGUGUUGGAUUUGGAAUCGGAGCUGGUUCAUUGACAAUGGAUACUGGAGAGAAAUUCGGAAAUACCGAAGUUGAUAUGACGUUCGUUUUUUUUAUUUUCAAGAUGUUUUUGUUACUAAUAUCUUUGUCCACGUGCUUGCUAUACUAAAAUUGGGAAAAUUUUAAAAAAUAAAUUGUCGAUCCACUUCUCUCAUUAAAAAAUUCCACAAAAUUCUCAAUUCCCCUUCUAAAACUCUGAAAUUAAUCAGACAUGUGCAACAAAUUAUUGGAUUCAUGUACUGUUGCUCCACACGAAGCUGAACUUUAUUGCAAACAAUGUCACGGUCGAAAAUACGGACCAAAAGGAGUUGGAUUUGGACUUGGGGCUGGAUGUUUGACAACUGAUAGUGGAGAGAAAUUCGGAGGAGCUAAACAAGUGUAAAUGAAGAGAGAAGAGAGAAAAAGGUUGAGAUGAUGUGGUUUGGUGUGAUUUUAGAGUGACUAGAGAUAGAUUAACUAACAAAGGAACUUUGCUGGAAAUUUGUGAAUUAUUUAGUUUUCAUUUUUAUUUUGAAUUCCACGACAUAAUCUUCAGAAAAAUUAAUUUUUCGAGCCAAAAUUGGGAAUUUCCAGAACUUUCCAAAUGUUUUUCUGAACAAUUCUGAAAAUUCAAAAAUGUUUUUUUUAAGUUAAAAUUUUGUUUAAAAAUGUCACGUGGCAAAAUUUCCUAGAAUCAAAAAAGUUUCGAAAUAUUUUUUCAAAAUUUCAUGAGAAAAUCUUGUUAAAAAAUCAUAUUGUUUGUGAAAGCUGGAAUUUUUUUUGAAAAAAUCCUGAAAAUCUGAAAUCCUCAGAAAACUGGAAUUUCAUAACAUUCUUCGACUUUCAGAGGAAAUUUUACACCCAUCCAAAAUUUUCAGCAAUUUCCAAAGCUUCCAUCCAGAAUAUCAACUAACCUCUUUAAGAAGCUCCCAAGAGCAAUUUUCGUUUUCAGCAAGUUUCCAUACCAGCGCAUGUGACUAAACCAUCUAACCAUUUUCUUUUUUCCUUGUCUCCUCACAUUCCCUCAAAAAUCCAAUUUUUCAGAAAUCGUCCAAUGACUGCUGAAGCCUUCACAGCUCCAAUCAAUCCAUCGCAUAGUUAA